AUGGUUUCUGCCAGGGGCCAUUUCAUCUCACAUAUCCAAGAAAGAACAUGGGUUCAUCGUCUCUGGGACGAAGACGCACGAGAGACGCGCGAAGAGUUGCAUGGUGGACAGAAAAUAUACCUAAGUAUAUUUCUUCCUUCACCAUAUCUCAACAAAUCACUAAAAGCCAUUUCCCAUUGCAUAGCGCGGCUCAUCACAUCACUAUCGCUCCUGAAAACAAACGAUUUCCUCCAAUCCGUUUCCGUCUCCAUCCGUCAAUUUCCCAAUCCGCUCUUUCACCUGGGUACCCUCCAUUACCGCACGCACACGCACCUCCCCACCCUUCCCGAAAAUCCAGCUCUUUUCCCACUCACUACAGAUAUGUACGAUUUCCAACCUGUAACUCAAGAACCUUCACUGGGCGGCCAUUUACUCAGCAUUAGCGUGCAAGGCCUCACUCGAGUGAGUGACAAUGAUAGUAUUCCUACCAUAAGUUGA
Messenger RNA from Lindgomyces ingoldianus, 477 nucleotides. RefSeq lists its product as uncharacterized. The record is from RefSeq and is a predicted model, not a curated record. Lineage: Eukaryota; Fungi; Ascomycota; Dothideomycetes; Pleosporales; Lindgomycetaceae. The transcript has 4 exons. The coding region runs from base 1 to 477 and encodes 158 amino acids.